Molecule: messenger RNA, 4866 nt
Organism: Polyodon spathula (Mississippi paddlefish)
Lineage: Eukaryota; Metazoa; Chordata; Actinopteri; Acipenseriformes; Polyodontidae
Product: DNA repair protein REV1-like
Exons: 20
Coding region: 1015-4575 (1186 amino acids)
Biological process (GO): error-prone translesion synthesis; error-free translesion synthesis
Cellular component (GO): nucleus
Molecular function (GO): DNA-directed DNA polymerase activity; deoxycytidyl transferase activity; damaged DNA binding
Source: RefSeq, a predicted model, not a curated record
UAAACUACAAAUAGAAACUCUAUUCCGUUUUUCAAAAUUUCAAAGUAAUUGGUUCAAGUCAAUUUAAGUACAAUCUCAAAAUACAUAAAUAUAGAUCUAGUAAGACUGCUGUAAAUCCCAGUAGUAACAGUGUAAACCACUGACAAGUGGUAUUUGAAUGGAUUUAAAAAGUAAUAAUGAACAGAGCACCAGUAAGUAAACUCAAGUUAUACAUCCUAUAUCACAUCUGUAUUAACCUAUUUUAUUUUAGCUUAUCAAGUACCCAACCACUUCACUACUUCUUUGCUUAGACAAUAGUUCCAGCUGCAUUGGGUUUUACAGUUUGUUGUAUUGAAAUUUAAAGAAAAGUAUUAAACAGUGCUGCAUGUAUCAAAUUAAAAAGCAAAAACCAAAGCAGUAAACUAAACCGUGCACCAUCUUAUAACUAGUUAACAGAACACCUUAGUGUUGCAUACGUUGCAGUACAAGUACAAGUGCAUUAAACUUCUAGCUGUACAAUGAUACCUUAAUUUUCUUUUGUUAAUCAGAGCCAUAACCAUACACAUGCUUUGCAAGUGUACAUCUGCGUUGCACUGACAUGAAGAACAAGUUACAGUAUGUAUGUGUGUGUGUGUGUGUAUUAAAGUCUUUCAAAGUACUCCAUUCAAAUAAAAUCUUUUCUACCUCGGGCCUUAAACACUUUCCUCCUCUGUUAGCUUGUUUUUCUUUUGCCAUAUUUUUAAAUUUGUCUUUGUUUUCAUCUCCAGUCACGCACUGUUUUUCAUUAAUUCCAAACUCUCUUUAAGCAUUGUGAUUGCCAUGCUUUUACACAAAGUCAACAAUGCGCAAUUUCAAACCUGUUGUGUAGCUUUUUACUUUUUUGUCUGACUGUCCUCCUUUUAUCCAGUCUCAAAGACACCUGCAUUAUAAUAUUUCAUUGCAGUGCAGUUACAACGGACACAAGACUUCAUAAGUUUACUCAGCUUUCUGACCAAUAGCUUUUUGCUACAGAUCCCAGGGGUGGGUUCAGUCUGAAUGUUGACAAAUCAAUGGCUCGGAAGGGUGGUAAUAAGGAAAUUCAUCAACAUGGACAGCUAUUGUGUUAACAGUGAAGCAGUAAGCUGUGAGGUGUUCGUAUUUCGAAGACUGACAACUUUAACCACUAUUUUUUUUUUUCUCCAUUUAUAUUUUUUUUCUCCAUGCAUACGCGUCUGGGUCGAGAGGAGUAUAAAGGCUGGCCGUCUUCUUUCGUACGUCCAGUAUCAGCUUUACGCCAAGCAGAAAGGCCUCAACUUCAACAAUGUAUGCAAACACAAAGAGCCUAGGCCGGGGCCAAGCAAUAUUCACAAGGAGUUUGAGAGCAGAGUAAAUGGUACAGCAAAGAGUGUGCCUGAUCCAGCCAGAAACUCAAAAGUAAAUGGCUUGCAUGGCUGGGAAAACCUUGAAGAGGGAGAUGACUUUGAAUUCAGAGAUCUAGAGCCUGUCUCUCCUGUACGCAACCACAAAGCAAUGGAUCACCAUCGGGACCCUCCAACCAUGGCCAACGGCAAUGCACACAAGUCAAACGGUGCCUUAAAACCACUAGAAGAGACGUUACACUCGGUCAAGGCUUCUGUGGGUAAUACCCAAUGCCUUCUGUCGGAUAGAGACAGCAUUGACUUCAGAGACUGUGGGGCACAGCGGCAGCAGCACGCUAACCAAAACAGUGAUGCACAUUCAAACUCUGCCCACGCAGCAAACUUGUCAUCUUUGCACAGUAAUAUUAAACUCAAUGGUGCUCACCAUCUUACUGUUCAGGGGCCUUUACAUGCCAAAAGCACUUCAGAGCCGUCAUCAAGCAAACUCUCCACAGCCGGUCUUGCCUCUCCUCAUGCUAUGGCCAGACCUGGGGAGCCCAGCUUUAUAUCCGACUUCUAUUCCCACUCCAGAUUGCAUCACAUAUCAGCGUGGAAGUGUGAGUUCACAGAUUUUGUGAACACGCUCCAGCGGCAGAGCAAUGGCCUUUUCCCUGGCAGGGAGAAGAUAAAAAAACUGAGUGCAGAAAGGACCUCUUUGCCUUCCACUGCCACAGGGAACACAGGUUCACCUAUCCCCACUGGUCCCCAGAGACGCCAAACCUGUAUAAUGCACGUGGACAUGGAUUGCUUCUUUGUGUCAGUGGGCAUUCGAGAUAGACCUGAUCUUCAAGGGAAGCCAGUGGCUGUCACCAGCAACAGAGGGGGUGGAAAAGCUGCCCUGCGCCCAGGGGCCAACCCUGAGUUAGAAAUGCAGUAUUACAAGCGGAGAUACAUGAAGAAUAAAACGGAUGAGGUCCCUGACAGAUUGGGAGGUGUUACAUGGGAGAGUCCUGGUGCCGCUCAUAUGAACGGAGUGGAUCUGGACCGAACUGCUUUAUCCAUGGCGGAAAUAGCAUCUUGUAGUUAUGAAGCCAGGCAGGCUGGCGUCAAGAACGGAAUGUUUUUUGGCCAGGCAAAGCAGCUAUGCCCGAACCUCCAAUCUGUUCCAUAUGAUUUUCACUCCUACAAAGAGGUGGCACUUACCUUGUAUGAGACUUUAGCAAGCUACACACAUGACAUUGAAGCGGUGAGCUGCGAUGAAGCCCUGGUAGAUGUGACUGACAUUAUGACUGAGCUAGGAGUGUCUGCAGACUGCAUUGCAAGUGUACUACGUGCCGAAAUCAAAGAAAAAACUAAAUGCUGCGCCUCAAUUGGAAUGGGUUCAAACAUUCUGCUGGCCAGAAUGGCAAGCCGCAAAGCCAAACCAGAUGGACAGUAUUAUUUAAAGCCAGAGGAAGUUGAUGAUUUUAUUAGAGAUCAGCUUGUCACUAGUCUGCCAGGAGUUGGAAGGUCGAUUGGGUAUAAACUCAGUGCAAUGGGUGUGAAGACCUGCGGGAACCUGCAGCAGGUUUCCAUGCCUAAACUGCAGAAGGAGUUUGGGCCGAAAACUGGUCAGAUACUAUACCGCUUCUCUAGAGGGCUGGAUGACAGGCCGGUGAAGACAGAGAAGGAGAGGAAAUCUGUGUCUGCUGAAAUAAACUAUGGGAUACGGUUUACACAGACUACAGAAGCCGAGGCAUUCCUGCUGAACCUCUCUGAAGAGAUCCAGCGGAGACUGGUGGCGGCAGGAGUGAAGGGGAAGCGACUCACUCUCAAGGUUAUGGUGCGGAAAGCCGGCGCACCUGUGGAAUCGGCCAAAUAUGGAGGCCACGGCAUCUGUGACAAUCUAGUCAGGACUGUUAACCUAGAGCAGCCCACAGACAACAGCGAGGUUAUCGGGAGAGAAACCUUCAAAUUGUUCCAGAUGAUGAAACUAAAUGUAUUGGAUGUGAGGGGGGUUGGCAUGCAGAUGCAGCAGUUGGUCCCAGUCUUGAGAACAGCUUCCUUUGCCUCAUCCCACGCAAUGGCCCAGUCGCACUCUGUCAGGGAUCUCCUCCUUGCUCAGAAAUCAAAGAGGCCAGGCAGCCAAGCCACCGCGGCUCCUGAAGUGCACGUGUCAGCGGGGUGUUGUGACAGGUCCUCCACUGUGAGAAAUGCUGCUGUCUUAUCGCCUCAGAAAACCCUGUCGACACUGGAGCCCAUGCCAAGUACCAGCAGGUCCGAGCCAGUGGUCCGGUACAACGGAGGUCUACACACGCCGCACAGUGUCAAGACCAGGCUAAACCUCAACAUAGAGAUCCCAUCGCCUUCACAGAUAGACCACUCAGUGUUGGAAGCCUUGCCUGCAGAAAUCCGAGAGCAGGUGGAGCAGAUGUAUUUGAGCAGGUCGGAGGAGACGCCAAACGGAUUUGUCACAGGGCCAGAGUCUCUGGGCACCCUCGUUCUGCAGGUCCCAGAGCAGCUGGGCCAGAACAGUCACAGUGGCAUCAUUGUAGCACUGCCAGAACUCUCCCAGGUAGAUCCUGAUGUGUUUUCAGCGUUACCUGUGGAGCUGCAGGAGGAGCUGAAGAUGGCCUACAACCAACGGCAGGGAGCACCCGAUGCCCCCAACAAUCAGCAGAUCACAGUCGGGACAAGGAACACACAUCUGCCGCUGAAGCAACCACUUACUGUGAAGACAAAGAAACACAACAAAAAGAAAAACCUGGUGAGUCCGGUAAAGAAGACAGAGAGCCCUCUAAAGAACAAGCUGCUGAACAGCCCAGCGAAAAGCAGUGGAAUCAGAACUGGGAGCCCUCAGAAACUCAUUGUUGACUUCCUGAAAUAUGAAGAAAGUGCUGCAGGGAAACUAAAGCUUGAGACGGGGCCUUCCACAUCAGGUCUCAUACCUGUUCCCCAGGAGGAAGCCUCAAAAGUGCCAGUCCACCAAGGGCCUAACCUAGCUGGAGCGUUUGAGCUCGGAGACAUCAAGGCCCUACUGAAGGAAUGGGUCACCUCCAUCUCAGAUCCCAUGGAGGAGGACAUUCUGCAGGUUGUGAGGUACUGCACAGAUCUUAUAGAAGACAAAGACCUGGAAAAACUAGACCUCGUCAUUAAAUACAUGAAGAGACUAAUGCAGCAGUCAGUGGAUUCAGUCUGGAACAUGGCAUUUGACUUCAUUCUUGACAACAUUCAAGUGGUAAUACAGCAAACAUAUGGUAGCACAUUAAAAAUUGCAUAGGGGGAAAAAAUGUAAUUAUAUGAAUACUGUAUAUAAAAAUGUAAAAAUGAAUUGAGGGCCUGGAGCUCUCAACUCACUGUGCCAUAACUGCUUGUGAAGUAUUUGCAAAUAGCAUGGUAGUAAUGCUCUUUGAAAAAUGUUUUAUAUUAAAAAAUAAAGGGUUUUGUACAUUUCUUUGCAGAAGUGCCAAAUUUGUCAGUAUUGCAUGUAAAUAAUGGUUAAAAUUGAUCUCUUGUAGACUAGAUUCUGUUUACAAAAUGGUUGUUUAUAAAAGUUUUAUGGAUUUUUACA